GGAAAAAUACCGCGAGCGAUGUGUUGUUUUUGGCUGAUAUGGUAACAAGCUAUACACAAAAUUUAAUUUUCGUGAAAAUUUUGAUAUUUUUAUGUAGUUUUAUUAAAUUUAAAGUAUUUUAACUUAGACAAGAGAAUGCUGUCGUCUGUGCAUCUUGUCGGAGAGGAUGAGGACGAUAUAUAUGGCGGUUUUAAUGAGUAUAAUCCUGCGUUUGAUGUAGAGGUAUGAUAAAAAUAUAUGAACAUUUUGUUAAUAUAAAGUUGUGACUAGAGUACUAGACUAAAAAUAUUUGAAUUGGAAAGUUAUGUAUGCUGUUAUGCACAAUCACAAAAUUUCAUAUUGUGUUCUUGCCGUUUUUACAUAGUAGAGACUAGAAAGAAAUUCUAGUAGAUUUCAUAUUUUCAUGUAGGUCAGCCCAGGGUGCAUUCCAUGUAAACUCUACGCCGAAGAUACGCCAAUAUUAACUACAGAUAGUAUUGUAAUUUGCCAAACUAACACAGGUCUUAGGCGUAUUGCACUUAAUUAAACUACACCCUGGAAAUCAGCACUUGUUUCCAUCCACCAAACUGACAUGUUAUUUUUGGAAGAUUAAAUGGCCAUGUAACAAACCCUACCCCUACCCUAGCCAUUAGAAAUUGAUCAAAUGACGUAACGUCAGUUUGAUGGUUCAGGAAACGAGUGAAAACCUUUAAUGUACUAUCACAGUAUUGCAUGAAAUAAAGGUGUAUUAUUCAAUGUAAUGUGCAUAUCUGGGUGUAAUUUUAUUGUCUGUUUCAUCAAUGACUAGGGGACUAGCCCUCCCAAUAUCAGAAUCUCUAGAAUGCUCGUGCAUUUCCAUGAUUUAUGAAACUUACAUUAUUUGUUGCAUCUAAAAUAUGGGCAAUAUAAUGUUUUAGAACCUCGAAGAAGAUGAAGGAUUUCAACAAGCAGUUAAAACCAGUCAUGGUCAAAGACCUGGUGUUGUAAGUCUAUAAUUUUAGAAGAAUGGAUUAUGACCAUCUGAUUGACCUACUAAGAUUAUUGUAUUUUAUUUUUUUUGUAGAAAACAGGUGCAGCUGGCAUGCGAAUUGGAACAGCAUCAGGAGUGAGUAUUCCUCUAUUGUGGCGCAGAAUACUGCACAGAAGUCCAUCUCCAUUGCUUUAAGCGUAAGCUCUAUUCGUCAUGAUUCGUCACUCAGCAAGUACCAUAAACAGAAGCAGUCACCCCCCUGGAAAUACUAAAAACAGCACACGUCCAGGGGGUGACUGCUUCUGUUUAUGUUACUUGCUGAGUGACGAACCAUGACGAAUAGAGCUUACACAAAAAGCAAUGGAGAUGGACUUCUGUGCAGUAUUCUGUGAUCAUGGUCUGUGUAGGUAGUGCCAACAAUAAGGAAGCUUCAGAUUGAUAAGGAUGUAACUAGCUGAAAAAUACAUGGAGAACGUCGACAUUUUGAGCGAAGGCCCCUUGUCGGGUACCCUGGUUCCGCUAGCUCUUUGUGAGGUGAAAGAAACGAGUGGUGAGAACGGAGAGCCUCUGGUCACAUUGAUUGCAAAUCCCACUUCCACACUUGAUUAGGUUCAGAAUUUGAAUCUUGCAUGUGAUUGACCAUUUGUAAAAAUAUGUCAAACCGGUUUGGGAAAUAAACAUUACUUUAAGCUAAUUGGCAAUUCCAGCUUUUAAUUAUGCACGUAGGGGAUGAUGGGAAGUAAGGUCAUACCUUAAUAAUCAGCAGUAUCAUAUUGCUGAUUAUGCUGAAACAUUUCAAUAAAAACUGCUGAAACAACCGAAAUAUUUCAAUAUUUACAAGUAUAAGCUAUCACUCCGUGUUUACACGGCUGCCAUUUUUAUUUUUUUAGCAUAAUCAGCAAUAUGAUCAAGGAAUUGCCUAUUAUAGCCUGACAUAUUUUUACAGAUGGUCACAUGCGAGAUUCAAAUUCUGAAUCUAAUCAAGUGUUGAAGUGGGAUUUGCAAUCAAUGUGACCAGAGGCUCUCCGUUCUUGUUUCUUUCGCCUCGCUAAGAGCCUCUGGAACCACGGUAUUCGCCGGGAAGUCUGUAGUGACGAAGGGCCUUCACUUGAAACAUCAAAGUUCUCUAUGUAAUUUUUCAGGUAUAGUUGCAUACGAAGAUUUCUUAUUCUUCUAUCACUCUACAAUCUUGUCUAAAUGACCUCAACUAUAAUCUGGUGUUAUAACAAAAUCUAAAACCUUGCUUACCUUUACUAUUUCAGAAUCGUGGCUUUCCUGGUUCAUCAAUGGGAAGACCUACUACUGGUUUUGCCCUGGUACAGUAAUUUAAUGCCGUUCUCAUGUUAAAUAUAAUCAUCAUGAUAGCUCAUGAAUCUCAGUUACUAUUCUAUUCAAUAUUUCAAAUAUAUAUAUAUAUAUAUAUAUAUAUAUAUAUAUAUAUAUAUAUAUAUAUAUAUAUAUAUAUAUUAUAUAUAUAUAUAUAUAUAUAUAUAUAUAUAUAUAUAUAUAUAUAUAUGUAGCGGUUUAUGAGUUGUUUUCAGACGAGUGUAUACCAAACCGGGCAAGCAGAAAAUUCUACUUGACGCGGCUGGGAUUCGAACCCGCGACCUUCGCAUUUCUAGAACGAUGCUCUACCUUCUGAGCUACAAGGUCAAGCUGAGAACGACGUGUUAAGUUAUGAUGUUAUUCGCAUUUCGGAGGUUAGUCCUUCAAUGCAUAAAGCCAGCUAUUAGUCUGGCAAUGUUGUAUGUGAAUGUUGUGGUUUCCCACGUUGACGAUUCCACUCGUGUUACGUUAUGUAGCGGUUUAUGAGUUGUUUUCAGACGAGUGUAUACCAAACCGGGCAAGCAGAAAAUUCUACUUGACGCGGCUGGGAUUCGAACCCACGACCUUCGCAUUUCUAGAACGAUGCUCUACCUUCUGAGCUACAAGGUCAAGCUGAGAACGACGUGUUAAGUUAUGAUGUUAUUCGCAUUUCGGAGGUUAGUCCUUCAAUGGAAUCGUAAACGUGGGAAACCACAACAUAUAUAUAUAUAUAUAUGAAUGUUGUGGUUUCCCACGUUUACGAUUCCACUCGUGUAAUGUUAUGUAGCGGUUUUUGAGUUGUUUUCAGACGAGUGUAUACCAAACCGGGCAAGCAGAAAAUUCCACUUGACCGCGGUCAAGUGGAAUUUUCUGCUUGCCCGGUUUGGUAUACACUCGUCUGAAAACAACACAAAAACCGCUACAUAUAUAUAUAUAUAUAUAUAUAUUAUAUAUAUAUAUAUAUAUAUAUAUAUAUUUUGUGGUCGUUUGAGCACUCUGGCCCCAUUACGCUCUGCGCAUGUCUGGAUGCGUUGAGUCACCGUGUUGUACCACAUGCCUUAGUGAGAGCAAGUUCAUGGGGUAUAAAUACGAGUGCCUCACGUAUCUAGACGUGUACCAAGCUGCACUGACGAGGCGUUGAACGCCGAAACAUGCAUGUCUGCAGAUUGUAUAUAUAUAUAUAUAUAUAUAUAUAUCUUCAGCUGUCUACAUUUUCUCUUGUUUUAAGGAUGCAAACCAAGCGAGGCCCAUGACAGCUGUUCGUGGUGCUGGUUACUCCUCAGCUGGUAACAGAGGUUUGUUAAUAUGUAGGGUUUAAUAUUUUUGCAAAAAUCUGAUUAGGCUUUGCAAGUGCGCACCUAUUUUUAUAAUUUCAGUCACUUGAAUGCUCAAUUGAUGUCAAAUACAUGUUAAAGUUUGUAACUUGGGACUUGGGAGUUUACUUGGGGAAAUUAGUUUUAACUCCAAUCACAAAAUUUCUUCAUUAGCACCAGCAGGGGCUGCAUUUGAUCCAUUCAAUCAAGGCAACAAAGGACCAGCACCUCCUCUUGAGAAGAAAGCGGAAGAUAGGUAAUAACACUGCACACUAUGAUUGUCUUUUUCAUAUCCCAGAACUCCGUUUUCAAAUGCCAGAACUCCGUUUUCAAAUGCCAGAACUCCGUUUUCAAAUGCCAGAACUCCGUUUUCAAAUGCCAGAACUCCGUUUUCAAAUGCCAAAACUCAGUGUUCAAAUGCCAAAACGUCAUUUUCAAAUGCCAAAACGUCAUUUUCAAAUGCCAAAACGUCAUUUUCAAAUGCCAAAACGUCAUUUUCAAAUGCCAAAACGUCAUUUUCAAAUGCCAGAACUCCGUUUUCAAAAGCCAGAACUCAGUUUUUCAAUACCAAAACUCAGUUUUCAAUUGCCAAAACUCCGUUUUCAAAAGCCAAAACUCCGUUUUCAAAUGCCAGAACUUCGUUUUCAAAUGCCAAAACCCCGUUUUCAAAUGCCAAAACUCAGUUUUCAAAAGCCAGAACUCCGUUUUCAAAAGCCAGAACUCCGUUUUCAAAAGCCAGAACUCCGUUUUCAAAUACCAGAACUCCGUUUUCAAAAGCCAGAACUUCGUUUUCAAAAGCCAGAACUUCGUUUUCAAAAGCCAGAACUCCGUUUGCAAAUGCCAAACUCAAAAUUGUACAUUUCAACAAAAUAAGAAAUGAAUGAAAUUUCACAGUCGUCAUUCAUCUCAUUAACAUUUCUGACAGUCCUGAAGAAAAGAUCAAACAAAUGGAAAAGAAGGUCAAUGAAUUGAUUGAAGAAAGUUGUAUUGCAUGUGGCAGAGGAGAGAUGGAACUGGUGAGACUCAGCUAUGUUAUUCUCUACUCCCUAUCUGGCACAAUUUCGUUUGUUGCUAUAAAAUUUCAUUGUAAUUCUGUUCAGGCAUUGGAGAAAGCAAAAGAAGCCGGACGGAAGGAAAGAGCACUAUGUCGUCAACGUGAACAAACUGCCGUGACUGAGCAGAUUAAUUUAGAUCUUACAUAUUCAGUAAGUAAAAAGUUAUUACAAUCUUUGAAAAGCUGGUUUAUACUCCGGGGUGGAAAAAAUAGGCGAGCACGCGAGCACUGCUCGCAGGAAAUGUUAAACAGCUGCAGGAAAUUCGUUUGAAUGAGGAUUUGCUUUUUAAAAUUUGAAGGAAACCUCGACACCGAUGUCCCAUUAUGGGUGCAACAACAUAUAGUUGACAGACAUUAUUCCUUGAAUUUAAAACCAUGGUCAGCUAGAACACUAUAUGUUUAUGCACAUGCAGAUUUAGCACAAAAAUACUCUGUUGGUCUGCAGGAAAUUUUUGUCUCCAGGUUGUUCUCCCAGGAAGAAAAUUCUUCUUUCCUGCCCUGUUUACACUAUCAAAGUUUCUGUGAUCACAGUAGGAAUUUUGCAUACUGGGUAAAUUCUAAGUUUUGAAGAAUUUGUUAGAUAUCUUUGAGGGAAAUAAUGACUCACUGAGUCAGUUCUCUCAAGAUUUCUUACAAAUUCUUCAAAUGCAAAAUUACUGUGAUCACAGAAAACUUUGAUAGUGUGUAAACCAGCCUUACAGUAAGAGACGAUGAUCGCUAUGUUUAUAGUGCCCUUUACUAGGUUCAUUAUUGUGGUAGCAUAUUAAUCAUCAUGGUUGUAUUUCUCAGGUGUUAUUCAACCUUGCUGACAUGUAUCACAAAAGUCAGAUGUAUUCAGAAGCUCUCAACACCUAUCAAGUUAUUGUCAAGAACAAAAUGUUUAGCAAUGCAGGUAUUUUUGAAAUCUAAUUAAUUAACCUAUUUUGUAUUCGUUUUUAGGUUUGUUUGAAAACUUAAUGGGUUGUUCCGUAAUUUUAAAAAUUCCGCGCCCACAUAUACGAAUGUGGUAAAAUGGUGCAAAAAGGCUACCGCCAUUGAUUUCAUCUCUGUCUUAUGUAAUUCACUCUAGGUCGUCUUCGUGUGAACAUGGGUAAUAUUUACUUCGAGCAAGGCAAGCUGCCUCAAGCAAUCAAACAUUAUAGAAUGGCGUUAGAUCAAGUACCAAUAACACACAAAGAAAUGAGGUGGGAAUUCCGUUCUAUCAUAUUCCAAACACAAUUUUUUGUACUAGUACAAUAGUGUUAAUUUAACUCUUCUUCAUUGCGAUCUAAUUAGAAUUAAGAUCAUGCAGAAUAUUGGAAUAGCCUUCGUGGAACUAAAUCAGUAUGCUGAUGCAGUAACGUCAUUUGAACAAGUUAUGAGUGAUAGCCCAUCUUUAGGUGCAGGUAGGCAUUGGUAUAUAAUUGUCCGUUUGAAAUAGUCAUACCGUUCGUAUGUGGUCGUCCCCGAUGGAGUAAAAUGAUAAAAGAAAGCAGUGAAUUUUCAUUUCAUUGAAGGAACUCUACACACGCAAAAAUCUCACAUCUUGUAACAAGUCUGCCAACAAGCCGUCAACAAGUUGUGUUCGCACUGCUUGUCCCAAGUUGUCAACAAGUUUGGAACAAGCUGUUAGCAACUUGUAACAACCUUGUUGAUAUUAUCAGACUUGUUGCAAAGUUGUUCCAACAAGUCCAAUACAGUCAUGAUAUAACAAUAUUGUUACAACCUUGUGUCGUCAACCUUGUAACAUUCUUGUUAUAUCAUGACUGUAUCAACCUUGUUAGAACAACCUUGUGACAAGUCUGAUAGUGCCAUCAAGCUUGUUACAAGUUGUUAACAGCUUGUUCCAAACUUGUUCCAACAACUGGGAGCAAGCAGUGCGAAGACAACUUGUUAACAGCUUGUGAACAGAUUUGUAACAACUUGUUUGCAGACCUGUAACUAGCCUGCGUGCAGGCCCAAGGGAACUGAUAGUGGGCCUGCAACCAUCGCCCGGUAUUUUGUAAUACGCCCCUUUUCAUAACACGCCCCAUUCGCGCGUCAAUUGUCAAAAAAGAACCAAUGACAGCACCCAAAUAUUAACAAACAAACUCGCAUUAAAAUGUUGCGGGGUUUUCUCUGCUUAUUCAGAACACUAAUAAACAAUGUGUAAAUGGCUGCGUUUUAACUCCAAAAAAGCAAGCAACGCAGUCAGUAAUUGCCAAAUUUGCAAGUGCUCAUUUUCAACUAAAAUCGGAACAGGCAAAUUAGGACGAAUUUCAACAGAAAACCAGUCUCAAACUUCAAAUCAUGAGGGAAGUCGUGCGACCACAUUAGGAUUUAUAUUAUGUGUGCUUCGCUGUCGCCAUUGGCAUUGUUAUAAAUAAAUUGUCUCACUUAUCAGAUCGUGUGUGCAAUUCUUGUUGGCGGCGGAAAGUACGAAAUUUAUGUUAUUUCAUUUGGUAAAGAACUCUACAAAAGAAGAGAGCGUUCCGAGUCCAGAUCGUUUCGUUUCGAACGGCAAUUUAAUACCGCCUUCUGUUUCGCUCUCUCAGCGAAGCCUUGUAAAUCGCAAAGUGUUUCGAAUAGGCUUACAGUCCUUACAUGCAACUGCAUCUCAACAUCAACCAAAAGAUAAUUUUCUUGAGGAAGUGAGAACACAUAACGUAUCAACUGAAGUCUGUUUGAAAUUAAUGAAACUCAAGUAAAGGUUACUAUAGUUUACCCCAGUCGUAAUUUGCUAUUCCAACACCUCACGACAAGCAAUCCCGAUUGGCAUAACGGCAAAAACAUGUCUUCCUUCAAGUAAACAAUAAACAGUUCUUGUUCCAUUUGUAAUCGAAAAGUAAUCAAUUUUCAAAUUUUAAGCUUAUCGAGAGCCUUUGUCUAUGCCUUUGUGAUGAAUCACUGUUCCCUUGGGCCUGUACGCUAGGUUAAUUAAUUACCGAUCGCCUCAGCUAGCCAAUGGGAAUUUAGCCGGCGGUUCGGCCGGCGAAAAUCGAAAACAUGGGGUGAUGGUUGCAGGCCCACUAUCAGUUCCCUUGGGCCUGCACGCAGGCUAACCUGUAACAACUUGUGCGUUUUUACGUGUGUAAUAUGAGCUACAUAGCCAGCACAUGUGACGUGGUGUCGUAGUUACCACGUCUGCCUUUCAAGGCUGGGGGAGCCGGGUUCAAUCCUUGGUCGGACCUCCACUCAAGGUCUUAAAAUAAUUAUUGAGGAGAAAGAGCUACCUUUACACUGACUUCAGUAAAUGAUUAAACUUUCGCGUCUUCUCGGAUAAGGACGUUAAAUCGUAGAUACCUCGGCUCCCCAUCAAUGGAGCAAUGGCCUGUUGGAGUGUUGGGAAAUCCGCUUAAAACAAACUGUAAUUCGUUGUUUUAUUUAUUUGUGAUUCCGUUGUAGCACUGAAUUUGAUCUUGUGUUAUUACGCUCUGGGAGAUCGAGAAAAGAUGAAGAAAACUUUUCAAAAAAUGUUGCAGAUUGAACUAAAUGUUGAUGAUGAUGAGAAAUACACAACGAAUGGGGUAUGACAUGACGAUUGAGUAGUGAAUGGCUUUUGACCAUUAACGCAAAAAUUUCUAUAGCGUGAAUUUACAUGUGAAUGUGAUCAAAUGCGCUUUACAUCAAGUAUUACACUUACCUAAUUACACACGCGUAAAAACGCUGAGCCCGCUGUUUAACAGGAUUGAACAAUGUUUUGUUGCAGGGAUGGAUUCACUGGCGGGGCACCCCCCUAGCCCUGGCCAGAGGGGGUGCAGGGGGUGCUAUUUUUUAUUAUAAAGCAAAAAAUUAUUAGAGGCAAAAUGAGAUACAGUAAUUUAAGUAAUAACAUGAUGAUAAGCGAACUGUGAACAACAAUUCAAAUUCAAAUACAGUAGUCAAGCAAGACUUUGCAGUAGUCAAGCAAGUUGAUGGGCGGGCGGCACACAUGACCGACACAAUUCGGCACCAGAGCUGGCAGAGCACCCCCCCCCCCCUACCAGAUCAUGCUGGAUCCAUCCCUGUUUUGUUGCCCAUGUUGUUCACCAUGUUGUUCAACAAUGUUGUUCAAUAUUGUUGACCCUGAAUCGGGUGUAACAAUAUUGUUCAACAUUGUUGACAACUGUGAACAAUGUGGGCAGCAAAACAUUGUUCAAUCCUGUUCUCAUCAACUAUUGAACAACCUGAUCGUUUUUAACCGUGUACUUAGCCUGCAUGGAUUAUUUUAUCUUUACAAAAAUUGUGAUAUCACUUUCCUACCCAUAUGUUUAUCCUGACACACCCUAUCAACUUUCCCUGUGGGAGGAAACCGGAGAAAACCCACGACGGCAGAGCGUUGACUGACUCUUUCACAUGAGUCCGUAGCGAGAAUCGAACCCACGAUCUCAGAGGUGAAAGGCGCUGCUUGCCCCGACGACUACCACACCGAAGACCCGUCCUUCCCCCCCCACCCAAAAAAAAAAGGGGGCGAGAGCGCAAAGUUUAAAAAACAAUCUGUUUUAACGCCUUAGGACGAUCCACAACAUGCAUUUGUUUUGGAAAUCAUCAGGAAUGACAAGUUACGACAACUCGAGAGAGAAAGGUAUCAAGCGUAAUAAUUAAGAUUUAGAAUUUUUUACCGUUGUUUGCACUUAGGGAUGAACAGACUGUCGCAGAAACACUGUUCAUUUUUACAUGAGAUUUCCACGUUUUGUCAAGAAGUUUUAAUCCGAUCAGUAAAUUACUGUACGUUUAACUAAAUCUUUCUAUCCCUUAGAAAAUCAAAAGCUGAGAAAUUCAUAACGUGCUGUGCCAAGUUGAUUGCUCCAGCUAUUGAGACUUCGUUUGCUGCUGGCUUUGAUUGGUAGGUUCUAUACAAUCAUAGACAUGCGUCUAUAUUAUGUAUUUUUGUUUUCCUGCAUAAAAUCUAAUGCUGUUACUGUAUCCAGGUGUAUUGAAUGUGUGAAGGCAUCGCCUUAUCUGAAGCCAGAAUUCCAUUUUCAAAUGCCAAAACUCCAUUUUCAAAUGCCAGAACUCCGUUUUCAAAUGCCAAAACUCCGUUUUCAAAUGCCAAAACUCCAUUUUCAAAUGCCAGAACUCCGUUUUCAAAUGCCAAAACUCCGUUUUCAAAUGCCAAAACUCCAUUUUCAAAUGCCAGAACUCCGUUUUCAAAUGCCAAAACUCCGUUUUCAAAAGCCAGAACUCCAUUUUCAAAUGCCAGAACUCCGUUUUCAAAUGCCAGAACUCCGUUUUCAAAAGCCAGAACUCCAUUUUCAAAUGCCAGAACUCCGUUUUCAAAUGCCAGAACUCCGUUUUCAAAUGCCAGAACUCCGUUUUCAAAUGCCAGAACUCCGUUUUCAAAUGCCAGAACUCCGUUUUCAAAUGCCACAACUCCAUUUUCAAAUGCCACAACUCCGUUUUCAAUGGCUCCAGCCAUUGAGACUUCGUUUGCUGCUGGCUUUGAUUGGUAGGUUCUAUACAAUCAUAUAGACAUGCGUCUAUAUUAUGUAUUUUUGUUUUCCUGCAUAAAAUCUAAUGCUGUUACUAUAUCCAGGUGUAUUGAAUGUGUGAAGGCAUCGCCGUAUCUGGAACUCGCUAAUGAAUUGGAGAUCACUAAAGCUAUCACUUAUCUGAAAGAAAAAGAUUUUAAUAAGGUAUACAUUGGAUACUGGAGUUGAUUUGAUGGUCUACGUUACUGUACAGCAGCUUUGCAUAAGGCAAAAAAAAAUAUGUGGGUUUCCGGUUUCUUCUUAUAAAAACUUAGGUAGGGUAGGCAGGGUGUUAGCCAGGAUUUCAAAAGUCGCCGUCCAAAAUAAUUUUGUGGGCGUGGUCACAUGUUUUUGGGCGUGGCCGCAAUUUUUUGUUGUUGUGGAAUUGUGGUGUUCUAUUCAUUGAACCUUUUUAGUUUUAGAUGCACAUUUCAUUUAUUAAAUUAGUAAAAGCACACAUAUGGUAUGAACCGUAUGAUCACUACGAUGUAGGCUACAGUUAUAUGCUAUAAUGAAGAACACAAUACAGCAGUGUAGUGUUUAGUUAUUUUUUUAUCAAUCGCCGAUAUUUUUUCCCUUUUUUAUGCGUUUGGCUCAUUUUAUAGCCAUCUUUACCGUAACUGUAACUAUAAAGCAGUGUGGUGCUCGAACGAUAAAGCGAUUGCUGUUUUUUAAAACGGCGGUUUCAAAUUAUUCUCCGUGAUACUUCAUGCGAGAAUAAUCAACAUGGUUAUACAAAAACAUGGCGCAUUUGUCGGUACUUCAAUUCAGGCAUAUUCAAUGUGUUUUCGAGGGGGGAAAGUAUGAAAACAUAUACCAUAAGUAAAGUAGAUGACAACAAUUCGAAGUAUUCAAGAGAUAUUACAAAGCUUGUAAAUUGCUAUUUAAAGAAAAUAUUCCCUUAGGCCGUCCAUGGCCGUCCAUUAAAAUUUAGCCGUCCGAAUUCAGAAGUGGCCGUCCAUAGGACGGUCGGACGGUCGCCUGGCUAACACCCUGAGGGUAGGUCGGUUUUAACUUUUUUUUAAACUUUUUUUUUAAUUUUCCUAACAACCGGACGCCAUUUUGUUUAGUCAGUGCUUCCACAUCCAAAGAUAAAUUUCCCUAAUAUUGCCUCAAAAUCUCAAAUUUUAAUUUUCCACAAACUUUUUCCUCUAAGUGGAAACACUUACAAGCAUGAUCCAAUAAAAAAGUUUAGGGUCGGGAUUUCGACGUCCAAAAGCUAGGUAGGGUCGGGAAACCGGAAACCCACAUAUUUUUUUUUGGCCUAAGUUGUUUUUAUCUCCAAUCAAUAAUAAUUUCUAUCAAUCAUAAAUUUUGUGUUUCUGGUUAGGCUGUUGAGACUUUGAAAGGAUUUGAAAAGAAGGAUUCAAAAAUGCAGUCUACCGCCGCAACGAACUUGUCGUUCAUGUAUUUCUUGGUAAGUAAUGUACUUUAGUCUCUUUGAAUUUUAUUACACUACUGAGUUAUCACAAUAAACUUAACAUAUAGUUUUUCUUAUUUCUUCAAGCAAGGAGAACAAUCCCAAGCAGAGAAAUAUGCAGAAUUGGCCAUCAGCGUAGACAGAUAUAAUCCUCUUGGUGAGUACAGUAAAUACCCUUUAAACUAAUUUUAUUUAUACCAUUUGUAUGAGGCCCUUCGUCAUUUUAUGCGAGUCUUCAAGUGGUUGUAUCAUCUACAAAGUUUGCAGUUUGUAUAUACUUGGGGAAAACCUGCGGUGUUUUGAUAGAGUCAAAUUGGAAAAACUCUCUCGAGUCAAACUCUUCUCGCGUUAGGGAUUGAACCCUAUAGCGGCCAUAGGGAUGAAAGUCGAAUACCCCAACUGCUGGGAAACCAACAUUUUCUCUUGUAUAUGUAAUUAUUUUAGACUAUUUCAUUUUUAGGUUUAGUAAAUCGAGGCAACUGUUACUAUAGUCAAGGUGAUCUUGAAAAGGCGAAAGAGUAUUACCAAGAAGCUCUGAACAUAGAAGCCUCGUGCACUGAUGCUUUGUAUAAUAUAGGUCAGUCAUUCGUCGUGCUGCAUUAUUGGUUGGGUUGGUGAAACCCACCUGUAGAUAAAUAAAAUGUUAUUUACGUGAAGACCGAAGAUGUUUCAUCUCAUUUUCAGGUUUGGUUUAUAAGAAAAUGGAGAAUUACGAGGAGGCCCUAGAUUGUUUCUUGAAAUUGCACGCAAUUCUCAGAAAUAAUCCUCAAGUUAUAUGGCAACUGGCAAAUAUGUAUCCUUUCCUUCGUCCAUCCAUUUGUAACAAACUAAUGGAAUGGAAACGUGUUGUAACAUCGUUCGCUUGCCCACAUAUAACUGUCAAUACAUCUGUUCUGCUAUGCAUGUGUUUCACUAUGUAAAACACUUAAUUGAAGCCUACAUAUAUAUAUACCCGCUUCGUUGCCAAAAAGUUGUGUAUAAGCUUCUUUUAUUCGAGUAAGGGUUGUUUGAUAUUGAAAACUCUGUAUUAUUCCUUAACUUGAACUAAAAUUACAAAGAUACGAAAUACUUGAUGAUGUUGAUCAAGCAACUGAAUGGUGAGCUUUAAACUAACUAUUUUUUUAUAUAAACUUUAUUAAGAUGUUUGCCCCAAAAGCCAAGCUUAUCUAGGGGGCUCACUUAAAAAAACUAUUUUUGCCGGAUAGCUCUGGCAGAACUGUUCUCCCUGAUCUUAAUCUUAACCUGAUCUCAAUCUAAUCUUAAGCUGAUCCUAAUUCUAACCAGGAGAUAACUUCUCUAAUCCUCUGAAAAUCUUGCAGGUACAUGCAGUUGGUAUCUCUAGUUCCCACCGAUCCAGCAGCUUUGUCAAAACUCGGUGAAAUAUACGACGGUCUUCAAGAUAAAUCACAGGCAUUUCAGUAUCAUUACGAAGCGUAUAGAUAUUUCCCGUCUAGUAUUGAUGUCAUAUCCUGGCUGGGUGCUUACUAUAUUGACUCGCAAUUCUGUGAGAAAGCAAUUCAAUAUUUUGAGCGCGCUUCAAUGAUACAGUAAGUAUUUGUGUACUAGCGAUCAGGGAAAGGAAUCCAGACUGGAUUACGUUUGGGGAUGGGAUAGGGGGUUAUGGUGAAGAUUAUGGUUAAUAGGGUUUAGGAUUAACCUGAUACUCGGGGUCUCUGGGUUUAGCGGAGGUAAAGUGCCUGAGUGCAGGUUGGAUUAGAAUGAGGAUUAAGGGUGUGGUUAAGGAUAGAUUGUUGUCAAGAUUAAGGCUAGAGUUGACCAAUCACAUUUCUGACUGAUUUAAUUCCUUUCAUUAUACCAGCUCGUGUUAUCGUAAAACAAUGACGAAUAUCAAAAAUGCUUGUUUAUUGUCCAUGUUGUGAUUUUAGACCUAACGAAGUGAAAUGGCAACUAAUGAUUGCAAGUUGUUAUCGCCGAAGUGGUAAGAUUUUUAUAUUAUAGUUUUAAGACCAAAUUUGGUUCAAGUGCAGAAGUGCUAGCCUUCUCGCCCAGUCAUGACUGGAAAAAGUCUUAUUUUUUCUUAGGCAACUAUCAGCAAGCAUUGGAGACGUACAAGUCAAUACACAGACGAUUCCCAGAAAAUAUUGAAUGUACGUACACCAAAUACAUUUGUUCCUUCAUAUGACAAAAAAGGUAUUUCUACUUUAAGUAAAUAUUAUUUUGUGAUGUAGGUUUAAAGUUUCUGGUGCGCAUCUGUACAGAUCUCGGCUUGAAAGAUGUUCAGGAAUAUGCACAAAAAUUAAUGAAAGCCGAGAAAACAAAAGAAUUAAAAGAACAGGUUUGUUGGCUUUCUAUGUAUGUUCUUUUUUAACAUGUCUUGUUAUGAUUAUUGGAUUAUACUUACUGUAACAUCUCAUGUUCUGUCUUUAUCCAGAGGGUGCUAAGUGGUGGUCGAGCAAGCAGAAGACCUGGGACUUCAUCUCGCCAAAAUAGUGCUGGCAGCGGUGAGCACUAGAGAACAUUUUAGAACUGAUAAAGCUAUUCAGUGGUAAUAUAGUUAGUUUAGUUUAGGUUUCUUCCUCUAUAUGACCUGAAAAGCGUGGAACUGAUAAAGCUAUUCAGUGUUAAUAUAGUUAGUUUAGUUUAGGUUUCUUCCUCUAUAUGACCUGAAAAGCGUGGAACUGAUAAAGCUAUUCAGUGUUAGUAUAGUUAGUUUAGUUUAGGUUUCCUCCUCUAGAUGACUUGAAAAGCGUGGAACUGAUAAAGCUAUCCAGUGUUAAUAAAGUUAGUUUAGUUUAGGUUUCCUCCUCCAGCUUAGGUUCCCUCCUCCAGAUAACCUGAAUUAGACCUCUAUGGAGAACAGAGUAGAACUGAUAAAGCUAUCCAGUGUAAAUAAACUUCGUUUAGUUUAGGUUUCUUCCUGUAGUAACAGUGUACCAGAUGACCUCAAUUAGACCUCCAUGGAGAACAGUUUAAAGUCUGAUAGAGUUAUCUGUGUGUAGCUCUUUAGUGCGUGUUCAUAAAUACAUACUGGUUUUAUCACUCUAGAUACAAGCCGUGUGAACAGCGGUAGAGAAAAGAGUGCUAAGAACCGUGCAGGAAGUGGUACAAGAGGAACAAAACCACGCUCGACACUCGCUGAUGAUGUUGAUGAACCAUUUACUAUCUCUGGUCAGAAGAACAUAGGUUAGUCGUUAAACGUUGACCUUGCACGGUGUCGCUAUACAUACACAACAAUCACCGAAUGUACUACAGCUUGCAAGGACAGUCAGUCCAUCUGUCAAAGAAAAACUUUGAAAAAUUGAGACUACAAAAACUUUGGAUAGAACGUCAACCAUAAACCUAAACAUGCGAGGUCAUAAUCUUGCUUGCCUAAAGAUCAGGAAAGUCUGUGCACGUACGCAGGUCGUGCAGCACGAAACUCGUGCACACGUUUUUCUCAAUCUUACUGUAUUUCCUCAUAGAUGCAUCUUACUCGGAUCCUCUGGGUGACGCUCCAGCUCGACCAAAGACGGCUGCAAGACGAAACCCGCAACCUGUUGAGGACGAGUUCGGAGACGAGGAGCUUGGUGACGAUCUACUUCCUGAUUAAAUUUCUUCACGAUCAACUAUAAUCUUUGCUUUAUUUAUUUAAAAACGAAUUCAGACACGAUAGCGCCAGACAGUUACUUGAACCGCUAAUGUGGAAAGUGAAUUUGAGCUGGAGGUAACAUUGCUUCAAUUUAUCGAAUUCACCCGUGACAUCUGUGAAUAUUGUACAGUAUUAAAUUAUGAAAUCGAAUGUAAAUGUCCUUGUCAAAUUACAAAUUAGUUAUAUCAGUUAGAAUAAAAACGUUCAACUGACCACAGCCAACGAGUAAUCAGCAC
This is a messenger RNA of Paramuricea clavata, 15274 nucleotides long. Lineage: Eukaryota; Metazoa; Cnidaria; Anthozoa; Malacalcyonacea; Plexauridae. The record is from the annotation of a GenBank genome assembly.